Molecule: messenger RNA, 1324 nt
Organism: Anarrhichthys ocellatus (wolf-eel)
Lineage: Eukaryota; Metazoa; Chordata; Actinopteri; Perciformes; Anarhichadidae
Gene: dcdc2c
Product: doublecortin domain containing 2C
Exons: 12
Coding region: 1-1311 (436 amino acids)
Biological process (GO): intracellular signal transduction
Cellular component (GO): microtubule organizing center; microtubule
Source: RefSeq, a predicted model, not a curated record
AUGCCAGGCACAGCAGGGAGAGGCGAUCUGCCGCCGACAAAAACAAUCAUCGUCUACAAGAACGGAGACGCUUUUUUCCCCGGAAGAAAAAUAGUUGUGAAUCCGCGCCAUCUGUCAACUUUUGACAACUUGUUGACGUCUUUGACCAGAGGGAUCGAGGCUCCGUUUGGCGCCGUGCGGAGGCUGUACACUCCCACAGAGGGCCACAAAGUUCAGAAUCUGGACGCCUUGGAGCAUGGGAGUGUCUAUGUUGCAGCCGGAAAUGAGCAGUUCAAAAAACUGGAGUAUUGUGAGAUAACAACCAAGAAGCCACAGAAAAAGAAAAUAGAACAGAUUCGGCCUGUUGUUCACAGCAGAAUAAUAGUUUCUGCUCGUUGGGGGAGAACUACCCAUGAGUCUUGCACGAUAAAUGUUUUUACCAACGGCGAUGUCUUUGUCGCUCCGGUUCGAAUGCGGAUCCCAAAAUAUACUCUCAGAAGCUGGGAACAUGUCUUAGCCAUGGUCACAGAGAAAGUGCAUCUUCGCACCGGUGCUGUGUACAGGCUUUGCACAUUAGAUGGACGUCCUGUCUGCGGCCCGACUGAACUGGAGAACAACCAGCACUAUGUUGCAGUUGGUGCAGAAAAGUUUAAAGCUCUCCCAUAUGAUCACUGCGUCCCCUUCAGGGAUCUAAUCAGCCAAGACAUCCUGCCUGCUGUUAAAAAGACAAGACAUCCAGAGGAUACGUUUGCUCACACAGGCUUUAGAGAGGACCUUGAGCACACAGCCAGGGGCCAGAUGAAGAAACAAGCCAGACCGACGAGAACCAAACAACGGAGGCAGGUGUCCAGAAACCCAGUUCUCUUCUCAACAGGAGAGGGCAGCGUGUUCAAUGCACAAAACAAAAGGAGUGAGAUGGCAGGAGCAGCGGAGGUGCAGGAAGACGGCCAGUUGAAGGUGGACCUGCCUAUUGAUCAGGUUGAGGCCAAGAUAGUUGACGAGGAGUAUGUGGAUGGGAGUUGUUCUGCGAAUCCCUGCAAGGCCUCCCUCCAUGUUUCAAACGGCUUGUUUCUGCAGAGGUCUUUGUCUGCAGGUUCCAGGAAACAUGAGGCUAAAGAGAGGGAGGUGUCUCCCAGGCGCUGCAGUAUACGGUCACGAGUGUCCCGGUUUUUCAAGGUGGAUGGUGAUCUCAUGGUGAAAACACUGGGGCAAAGAACGUUGUCAAUAUGGCAUUCACAACUGCUGUUAUUUCCCCCAGGACAUGGAAUCACACAUUUGAAACAGUCCUCCAGGGAGAUAUUUAGACAACAGACUGAUCCAAACUGCUGGUAACUCAAACCUCGCU